CUAACCCACAGCUCCUUGCCUGCAGGAAGAGAUGUCGGGAGAAAGUGUGGUGAGCUCAGCGGUGCCGGCGGCUGCCACUCGCACUACCUCCUUCAAAGGGACCAGUCCCAGCUCCAAGUAUGUCAAGCUGAACGUCGGCGGUGCCCUCUACUACACCACCAUGCAGACCCUGACCAAGCAGGACACCAUGCUCAAGGCCAUGUUCAGUGGCCGAAUGGAGGUCCUCACGGACAGCGAAGGCUGGAUCCUCAUCGACCGCUGUGGAAAACAUUUUGGGACAAUCCUGAACUACCUGCGGGACGGGGCGGUGCCGCUCCCCGAGAGCCGCAGGGAGAUAGAAGAGCUGUUGGCUGAAGCAAAGUACUACCUGGUGCAGGGGCUGGUGGACGAGUGCCAGGCAGCCUUGCAGCAGAACAAAGAUGCGUAUGAACCGUUCUGCAAGGUGCCGGUCAUCACAUCUUCCAAAGAAGAGCAAAAACUUAUAGCCACUUCUAACAAGCCAGCAGUGAAGUUGCUGUAUAACAGAAGCAACAACAAAUAUUCCUACACCAGCAACUCUGAUGACAACAUGCUGAAGAACAUCGAGCUGUUUGACAAGCUCUCCUUGAGGUUUAACGGGAGAGUCCUCUUUAUAAAAGAUGUGAUUGGGGAUGAGAUCUGCUGCUGGUCUUUCUAUGGGCAGGGGCGGAAGAUCGCCGAGGUCUGCUGCACUUCCAUCGUUUAUGCUACUGAGAAAAAACAGACCAAGGUGGAGUUCCCAGAAGCCCGCAUUUACGAGGAGACACUGAACAUUCUGCUCUACGAGUCCCAGGACGGGAGGGGACCUGACAAUGCUCUCUUGGAAGCCACGGGGGGAGCUGCUGGUCGCUCCCAUCACUUGGAGGAAGACGAGGAGCGAGAGCGCAUCGAACGCGUGCGGAGAAUUCACAUCAAGCGUCCGGACGACAGGGCCCACCUGCAUCAGUGACCGACGGCCGCGGAGCACCCAGCUCUGUCCUGAAGGUGCUGCCCUUCCUCCCACGGAUCAGCUGCAGCAGAGGACCAGGUGGUUUAACUUCUGUCCAACAAAGUCUGUAAAUUACUUUUUUUUGGUAACAAAUUAGGUUAUUCGGGAUAUUUAAACGCGGUAGUUCUAGGAGAAGAAUAAAUAAGGUUGCUGGGCAUAACGCUAGAUACUGUAAGGACUCACUGAGCAGCUGGAGAAAUGCCCUGAAUUUUUAGCACUCUUGUCUUUGCUGUUUUGUGGCUAGAGAGGAAGAGGGCUGGCUUCCUUUGGCUUUAGUUAUUAUCCUGCACUUUAAAAACAAAACAAAAAAACCCCCACAAAACAAAAAAAAGGUCAGUCAGCCACACACCUUCCCCCCUGGGCACUGGGUGACCCCGUCUCCUAGACCUGCAGGGGUGAGAGAAGCGCAGUGAUUGAAACACCCCAGAGCUACUGCAGAGCUCCCUGUCUCCCAGGUCUGUAGGUGACAGGGUUGGUAGCUCAGGAGUGCCUCGGUGACGCCGGGAAGGACAAGUGACACGUGCUGACGUGACUCCUGUAGUGCUGGGGGGCAGAGGGAGCAGGGGGAGCUGCUCGGGCUCGGCUGGCUGUGGCUCCCUGCAGCUCUUGGGACCUGCUCCCUGAUGGGUUCAGUGAAACUCCUGCAGCACUGAGCUCUGGAGACCUGUCCCUGCUUUAUCCGUGCGAAUCAAGGGUGAAUGAUGUUAAAAUUCCUCCAAAAGGAGGAUUGGGAGCAAAUUGUAUGCGAUGAUUGCUUUUCCUUGGGGUGGUGUUGGUACCAGUGAGCGCUUUGAGCUUCCGCCUGAGCCCCGGUCUCGGCUGGAGAGUUGAUUUCCACCAGCCCGUGGGUCAGGAAGCUCAGCUUUGUGGUCAUGGCUGGGUUCAAACACUCCGUGCCAGGCUGGUGUCGGGAGGAGGCCAGCAGCCAGAGUUCAGUUCUGUAACUGAUACAGGAGCAUCGUCUUGCUUUGAGCGAGGGCAACGCGAGUACCAUGAGGAAGAGGAGUAGACAGCGGCCCAGAGGCACUUAUUCCUUGUUUUGACUUUAUCCUGAGCAUAUUCCAAGUCUUUUCAGAAAUGGCAGCUGUGUGUGAAAGGGCAGAGCUAAAAUGUUGCGUAGAGAAGAGCUCUCUAGUCUAGUUUUCUAAGAGUACUUUUCUAUUAUAAAUGAAUAUUUUAUCUACCUCCUCGUCUCUUGUUGCCUGUUGUGGAGUCAAGUAAUAAUUAUAGUGGAAGAUCGUGUAUUAUUCAGUAGGACUGGAUGCUAAAGGGUAAUGAGCAGAGCCACAGCUGUAAUGGUUAAUGUAACAAAUCCUGAGAGGGAGGAAAACCCUACAGAGGAAGUCUUAAACUCACAACCAGGCUGGCACUUUGGCAGAUACCAGAGAACUUUGGUAUCUUUAGAGGUUUUUGACCCUUCAUCUGGAAUAUCCGGAGCUGGUCUUGAUGGCCAGACAUCUCCUGCAGGGCAGCAGCAGCUCCGUGUUCCUCAGUGAGGUGGGUAUUUGCCUCUGCCUGACUUCCUGCUGGGAGGAUUCCUCCUCCUCCUGCCUCAGGGCCGUUAAUGGCAUGAUAAUGUAUUAAAAACCAAAGGUGUUGUCAGCAUCACCAGCUGCGUUACUCCAACGCUUCUGUUUCAAAGAGCAGUUACAUCCCAAACCAUGGAUAGCUUGUCUGUAGAGGCUGAAUUAAGCAUUAAGUGUUUGCUCAGUGGUACAAUUUCAGAUCAUCAAGUGAAGCUAAACUGAUUCCAACGUGAGGCUGAGGUCAUCCUUCUAGUAACCAAAGACUUCCUGAGUUCCAGACAGCUGGUGUCCGUAUCUCGUACCUGUCUCCUCUACUCUUUCUUCUUCAGCUACUGAUCUAUAAGUAAGAGCUCAAGAGCAAACAGCUCUGUCAGUUAUACUGUAGUUUGGCAGCUUCAGCUACACCCUAAUGGUUUCCUGUUUUAAGCUGUAUUUCCGUGUGUUUGCAGCACACCUGGGGUGUGUGGACGUCCAUAGUGCAGACGGUUGUUGUGAAGGACCCAGUGCCUCUCCCUCUUACCUUCCUCGUGUGAUAAGCUGGGGAGCAGGGAAAGAAAGUCCUCUGGAUUGCUGGGUUCCUUCAGCGCUGUGUACUUUGACACUUACUGGUAUGUUACUGGGCUGUUUAUGGGUGUCUGGGUGGCUGUAACAGCCCCACUGCCCUUGAAGGGGUCUUGACUCUGUGCUGUCAGUCUGACUCCCCUGUCUCGGUGGUCCCGCUGUGCUCCUGCUCACCAUCAGUGGCCCAUUGCUCUAGAAUACACCAGCCCUGCUCGCUGCAUUCAUUCAGGCUCUCUCCUGGGAGGCAGGAGGGACAGACCAUCUUCAUCCUCGCUGGGCUGAGCUCCCUGGGGAGGCUCCAGCCACCCAGACAAAACCCAGUCACAGCCCGUGGUGUGAGAGCAGGUUCAGCUCCAGGAGGUGGCAUGUGGUGACACCAGUGCUAAGCACCUGACAGAUCACAUCUAUGUGAUUAACUUCUCUGUAAAUAGAUUCUUAACUGGCUUCAGGAUUUCCUCUUUCAGGUUUUGCAAACUAAGUUCUUAAAAAAAACACAACAAACCAACCCAGGGGGUGAUUAUUUUUAGUCUUUGUACAGCAGUUUCUAUAGCUAUUGGUUUAGUAAGUCACUGCCCCAGAGUUUAAGUUUCAGUUUUGUUACUGCAUUUAUGGGCAGACUCUGCCUUAACACACUCCUGACUUAACCCUCUGCCUGCUGUGCUUGUGAAGUCGUGUCGCUGUCACCUUGGAACGUCCUUUACCUACUUCCCCCUUGUCCUUGGUCUGUGGAGAGAGACUUUGUUAAUGCCAUUGCACAAAUACUCUCAGCUCUUGAGCCUUUUUACUGUAAAUGGUUUUGCCUCUGGGGGUUUCAGGUGAGGACGGGGCCCAGGGGCAGAAGCAGCUCUUGAGAUUAUCUGUGAACAGGGGGGGCACAGACCUGUCUGCUCCGAUUCUCUGCACCCUACAACAGCCACUAACCAGGACAGUACAGCAGAGUGGAGCUGACUUAAAAUCUUGUGGAUGUAAUUUUGUCCAUCAGCGUCGUGCAGAAGAGCUGGAGUCAAAGCUACAGCUGGUGAGACAGAGCCACACCACAGAGGCAGGAGCGACCACCAGCCCCUGGCAUAAGUCUGCUGGAGAGAGGGUCUGCUCCCACCUCUGUCAGUACAGCUGUAGAACCAGAGCAGUCCCUCCCGUGUUUCCACAAGGCAGGUUUUGGGUCCCACCCUGAGCUCCACCUGGUGGAUCCAGGCUCCAUCUUACCUUAGAGCAACGGGGAGGUAGAACCUUUCGUCUUAACAAGGUUGGUCCAUAGGGCAAGAGCAGCAAAUUCCUCUGUUCUGAACAAUCAUUCCCUCCCACUUUAUACUUAUGCACACACAAAAAAAAGCUUAAGCUGGAUUUCAGUGUAUGGUUGAUGUUUGCAAUAUGUACUUGUUUGGUUUUUUUUUAAAUAUAACACAAUAAAUUAGAAGAUAUUUCAUAUUUA
Calidris pugnax (ruff) is the source of this 4525-nucleotide messenger RNA. It is a transcript of the gene KCTD10, whose product is annotated as potassium channel tetramerization domain containing 10. Gene Ontology annotation, biological process: proteasome-mediated ubiquitin-dependent protein catabolic process; protein ubiquitination; protein homooligomerization. The record is from RefSeq and is a predicted model, not a curated record. The transcript has 6 exons. Gene Ontology annotation, cellular component: Cul3-RING ubiquitin ligase complex. The coding region runs from base 32 to 967 and encodes 311 amino acids. Gene Ontology annotation, molecular function: ubiquitin-protein transferase activity; protein binding. Lineage: Eukaryota; Metazoa; Chordata; Aves; Charadriiformes; Scolopacidae.